This is a messenger RNA of Zophobas morio, 655 nucleotides long. RefSeq lists its product as uncharacterized. Lineage: Eukaryota; Metazoa; Arthropoda; Insecta; Coleoptera; Tenebrionidae. Bases 95 to 601 code for a protein of 168 amino acids. The record is from RefSeq and is a predicted model, not a curated record. The transcript is spliced from 3 exons.
UUAUUCUACAGUUGACAAAAUUUCUUAUCAGUAAGAGAAGGUGUGUAUUUACUCUCAAUAUAUGUAACUUCUCUGUAUUCGAACAGCAACGGAGAUGAGCAGUUCAAAGUUUGAUUACUAUUGGCGAGAUUACAAUGGAGAAAUACCCGAUGACGCCGUACCUGCCGGGUAUGACAAAAAUCUAGAACGAACUUACGUUGGACAAUUAUUGGUUUUAAAUCAUGGACUCUUAACAACAAGAAUCUACAAAGGAAUAAAAUCGGUAACAGCUUCCAAACAAGGAAUACAUACAUCGUGUGAAGCCGUAAAGAUUCUCUGUAGCCAGCAUCUAGAGAAAUUUGUAUGGUUACCUGCAAAAGCAUGUACACUCCAUACGGAUAUUAUUGGUAAACAUUUGGUAGUAGGAGGUUACGAAAAUGGUAAACUUUUAAAUAUUGGAAGAGGUUCGUACCAAGAAGAAGUAAUAGUGGGCAAAGUUUGCAGUUACAAUAUUGGAAAUGCAUCAUUAUAUUUUCCUUACAAAAAUCAGGAAUUAAAUAUGGAUUCUUACGAAAUUUUAGUUUUUGAUAACGAUGCAGUCGGUGAUUUCGAUGUUAGAUAAGUUUUUAAUAUAAAAUUACAUAAAUAUAGAAAAGUAAAGAAGUUGUAAAUCUGA